AUGACGGCCAACCAUGGCGUUCACGAUGCCGUCACCUUGGCCGAAGCCACCAGCAUGGAGAUUGGCGCCGGGCCCGGUACGAGGAGCUCGUUGUCUCACCGGCGCUCUCACUCCAUAGACAAAGUCGAAGAGGACUUCUCCCUCGAUGCCGAUGACGACGACUUUGAGGACGAGCCGCUCAUGGAUCCCAAUCUGCCGGAUGAGUACGAGCUGCAGGACCGGGGCCAGCUGGAGGACGCACUUCUCCCGGACGACGGCUUGCACAGACACGGCGAGGAAGACUCGCCUUACCCGGAGGUGCGGGCCGCCGUUCGGAACUACGACGAGGACCUCCCCUGCAACACCGUACGAGCCUGGGUCAUUGGCAUGACCCUCGUCUUCUUUGGAGCGGCCAUGAACACCCUCUUCUCCCUUCGCCAGCCGACCAUCUCGAUAGGCGCCCUCGUGGCCCAGAUCAUUGCCUGGCCGAUGGGCCACGCCUGGGCAGGCGUGAUGCCGAGCAAAGAGUUCACCACCUUUGGCCACACCUGGAGUCUGAACCCCGGACCAUUCAACUUCAAGGAGCAUGCCAUCAUCAGCGUCAUGGCCAACGUCGCCUUUUCCGUCGCCUACUCGACUGAUAUCGUCCUGGCCCAGCUCAUAUUCUACAAGCAAAACUUUGGCAUUCUCUUCCAGCUGCUGCUCACCAUAUCGACCCAGUCUCUGGGCUAUGGGAUUGCCGGAACGAUGCGCAAGUUCCUAGUCUACCCGGCCGCCAUGAUCUGGCCGAGCAACCUCGUCAAGGUGACGCUGAUGAACGCAAUGUACGAGAAGGACGAGCAAGGAGACCCGACCGUCUUCGGAGGCACCAUGCCCCGGUACCGAUGGUUCAUGCUCGUCACCGCUGCCGCCGGUCUCUACUACUUCAUUCCCGGCUUCUUGGCCCAGUGCCUCAGCGUCUUCGCCUUUGCCACCUGGAUCGCACCGCAGAACGUCGUCAUCAACCAACUCUUUGGCGGCACGACGGGCCUGUCACUCUUGCCCAUCACCUUUGACUGGACCCAGGUUGCCGGCUGGUUCGGCUCGCCGCUGAUUCCGCCAUGGUACGCGAUUGCCAACACCCUCAUCGGCGUUGUCCUAUUCUUCGUUCUCGGCUCCUCUGUCCUGCACUACUCUGGUGCCUGGUAUGCUCCGUAUCUCCCCAUGAGCGACGCGGGCACGUACGACAACACAGGCCAGCCGUACAACACGUCUCGCAUCCUCACGCCCGAGUUCACCCUGGACGAGGAGGCGUACCAGAAGUACUCCCCGCUGUUCAUCAGCACCACAUUCGCCAUGGCCUAUGGGCUCUCCUUCGCCACGAUAUCGUCCCUCAUUGUUUAUACUCUGCUCUACUACCGCAAGCAGAUAUGGAGGCAGUAUAGGGAUAGCGCAAGUGAAAAACCCGAUAUUCACAUGAAGCUGAUGAAACGGUACAAAGAGGCACCAACGUGGUGGUACAUGUCACUAUUUGCUGUCAUGCUUGCCCUAGGCUUAUACACCGUAUUGGCCUAUCCUACCAACCUCAGCUGGUGGGGCUUUCUGCUCGCCGUCGUGAUAUCCUUUGGCUUUUCCCUGCCCAUUGGAAUCAUCGAGGCCGUGACGAAUAACCAAAUCGGUCUGAACGUCCUGACCGAGUUCGUCUACGGAUACAUACAACCGGGCCGACCCUUGGCUCUGAUGAUCUUCAAGACGUUUGGAUACAUCACCAUGUCCCAGGCCCUGAGCUUCGUCUCGGACCUCAAGUUUGGGCAUUACAUGAAGAUCCCCCCGCGCACCAUGUUCUGGUCUCAGGUCGUCGCCACGACGGCUUCCUGUUUUGUCCAGAUCGUCGUCCUCAACCUCGCCCUCGCCAACAUCGACAACGUCUGCGAUGUCCACCAACGCGACCGGUUUACGUGUCCCGGUGGACGCGUCUUCUUCGCCGCCUCCGUUAUUUGGGGCCUCAUCGGGCCGGCCCGCAUGUUCUCCCCCGGUCGCAUCUACUCGGACCUCUUCCUUUUCUUCAUCCUCGGCGCCCUCGUGCCCGUCGUCGUCUACUACUACUGCAAGCGCAAGCCCCAGUCGCCGCUCAAGUACCUCAUGGCGCCCCUCGUUUUCGGCGGUGCCAGUGCCAUCCCUCCGGCCACCCCCCUCAACUAUUUCUCUUGGGGCCUCGUCGGCUUCGUCUUCCAGUUCUACAUCAAAAAGCGCCACUUUGGCUGGUGGAGCCGCCUCAACUUCCUCACCUCGUGCGGCCUCGACCUCGGCCUCGCCCUCGCAACACUCUUCAUCUUCUUUGCCUUUACUAUGCGCGAUAUCGAGCCCCCCAAGUGGUGGGGGAACGAGAUUGUGGCCACAACCAUGGACGUCAUGGGCACGGCGGUGAGGGCGAAAGUGGCAGAGGGACAGAAGUUUGGGCCUGAAGCGUGGUGA
This is a messenger RNA of Drechmeria coniospora, 2433 nucleotides long. Its product is annotated as putative isp4 protein. The coding region runs from base 1 to 2433 and encodes 810 amino acids. Gene Ontology annotation, biological process: transmembrane transport. Gene Ontology annotation, molecular function: oligopeptide transmembrane transporter activity. The record is from RefSeq and is a predicted model, not a curated record. NCBI's taxonomy places the organism in Eukaryota, Fungi, Ascomycota, Sordariomycetes, Hypocreales, Ophiocordycipitaceae. The transcript is spliced from 8 exons.